AUUCAUGAUAGUGGGGACGUGCCGAAUACUGAUGUCGGCAAAGGCUGGAUCUUGGCCACUUCCUCGUAUUGGAGGAAUUCCGUGAACAGUUACGUGGGAGAAGUAGUGGGUAUGCUACUAAGCCCCUCUGCUUACAACUACCUAGAGGAUCCUGGUGGCAGACCUCAGUGGCAACCCUGCUACUACUAUUAUAGGCUGCUACAGUUCAACAAACUGCUCGGAUGACAACUAUGCUCUAGACUUCUACAACACCCUCUCUGAAGUAAUAAAGAAGCUACUUGGAUAUAAGAUCAUAUGUGGCGAUAUGAAUGCACAAAUCAGUCCCCUAGAAUUCGAUGGGUUUAGCUUUGGAAAAAAGACGAAUAGAAACGGCCAGUUUAUGUUGGAUAUGGCU
Messenger RNA from Porites lobata, 394 nucleotides. The record is from the annotation of a GenBank genome assembly. NCBI's taxonomy places the organism in Eukaryota, Metazoa, Cnidaria, Anthozoa, Scleractinia, Poritidae.